AACUCCACAGUCAGAGGAGCACUCUCGAUACAUGGUUCCAACCCUCAAUAUUUGAUAGAAAAAGUCAUCCGAGCUAGAAUAUACGAUUCUUUAUAUUGGAAAGAACAUUGUUUCGCUCUUAAUGCCGAAUCAAUCAUAGAUAAAGCUAUAACACUCCAUGCUAUAGGAGGAACAUACGAUCGUCAAACUCCUACUCCGUUCAUUUGUUUGACUUUGAAAUUAUUACAAUUACAACCGGAGAAAGAAAUCUUGAUGGAAUAUUUAUUGGCAGAGGAGUUCAAAUACCUUCGAGCUCUAGCUGCUUUAUACAUACGUCUCACUUUCCGUUCCAUGGAUGUAUACGAAAUACUCGAACCUUUGAUGAAAGAUUAUCGAAAAUUACGUAUCCGGCAUCCUGGUGGUUAUUCUCUGACUUACUUUGAUCAAUUUAUAGAUGAUCUUUUGAAAGAAGAAAGAGUAUGCGAUAUUAUUCUUCCUCGU
Messenger RNA from Tremella mesenterica DSM 1558, 480 nucleotides. RefSeq lists its product as uncharacterized. The record is from RefSeq and is a predicted model, not a curated record. Lineage: Eukaryota; Fungi; Basidiomycota; Tremellomycetes; Tremellales; Tremellaceae. The annotation marks the transcript as partial. The transcript is spliced from 5 exons. Gene Ontology annotation, cellular component: precatalytic spliceosome.